GGUCUCCUUCCACCCGCUCGCCCCACGCGACAAUGGUCUACACAAUCUCCUCCCCUUCUCCUCCUCCUCCCCCCACCUCGCCCCCAACCUAAUGUCUCCCAUUUUUUCCCGCUCACCUCUAACCCUGCUCGCUCUCCUCCUCGCCCUCCCACCCCUCGUCGCCUCCUCCUCCUCCUUCCCGCUUCCCACCAUCGCCAUCGCCGCCGUCGGCACCAACACCGCCUCCCCGCACCACCUCGCCUGCGGCCUCGUGUCCAACGGUACAGGCUACCAGCUCUCCUGCGCCAGCGUCUCCAACCGCUCCGCUAGCCCCCGCAAGUACGGAUAUGGCGGCGGCAGUGCCACGCCCUUCUCCGCCCUCGUCGCCGGUGAUGGGUACCUCUGCUCCGUCGACCCGAUCUCCUCGCCGCCCGUGUCCAUGCGCUGGUGGGACUUGAAUGACAGCGAGGAACCGUCCAAGAGGGUGUACAGGGGCGAGGCGCUGUCUGCGGUGGCCGGCGGCGGGGAGUACGUGUGCGGGCUAGUGGAGAAGAGGAUAAAGUGCUGGAGGUGGGAAUGGGGGGUCGUGCCGGAAGAGGUGGGAUUCUCGGCGCUGGCGGCGGGCGGCGGGUUCGUCUGCGGGCUGGUGGCCGGGACGGGUGAGCUGAAGUGCUAUGGCAAUGGGGACGCAGUGGGGCGGGAGCCGAGGGGCAGGUACAUGUUGCUCGCCGCCGGUGACAGGCACGCCUGCGCGGUGGACCACAGAGGCAUGCUGGGGUGCUGGGGAGAGGCGGCGGCUGUUGCUGCCGCGGCGCCGCCGAAGCUGAUUCGCGCCGUGUCCACGGUGGCGGUGGGCGACGCGCUCACGUGCGUGCUGUGGGGGAACUGGACGGUCUCCUGCUGGCCGGAGGAGGACGCGGCUGUGCCGCCGCAGAUAAAGCAGGAGCAGUUCGUCGCUCUGGAAGCCAAGGGGAAGGUGGUGUGCGGGGUGCUCAUGUCCGACUACUCGCUGGUGUGCUGGGGCGGAGAUGUUGCCGGCGGGGUGAGGAAGGUGUUCGACAAGGUCCUGCCGGGUCCGUGCGCGCCGGCAAGGUCGUGCCCGUGCGGCGUCUGGUCGGGCUCCGCGAUGCUCUGUGACAGCGAUGGCGCGGCCAUCUGCUACCCCUGCGGCUACACUCCUCCCAUGAAUGCGCAGGCGCCUACGUCCAACCCGUGGGCGUCGACCUCUCACCACAUGAGGAAGAAGCGGCGGCCGAGCGAUCUUGUGAUCGCCAUGAUAAGCUUUGGAGCUGGUUCAGGACUCGUGGUCCUCGUCGCCGCGCUCUUGGUCGCUUACUGCCUGCGCCGGCGCAGCCGAAGCCGCAGCAGCGGCUCCCAUGACUCCGGGCGCAUCCACGCCGAGCCGAUGACAGCCACGGCGCCGCGCGUGCCGCGGCGGCUCAGCAUGCUGCUCUCCAAGGGCCCGAACACGACGGUGGAGCAGUUUCCCCUGGCAGCGCUCCGGGCCGCCACGGACGUCUUCUCGCCAUCCCACCGCAUCGGCUCCGGCAGCUUCGGCGCCGUCUACCGCGCGGCCCUCCCCGACGGCCGCGAGGUCGCCAUCAAGCGCGCGGAGCGGCGUGACUCGGGCGCCUCAUCCUCCGCCGCCGCCGCCGCGGCGCGUCGCGUCAACCACGAGUCGGCCUUCGUCUCGGAGCUCUCGCUGCUCUCCCGCCUGAACCACAAGAACCUGGUUCGGCUGCUGGGGUUCUGCGCCGACGGCGGCGAGCACAUCCUGGUGUACGAGUUCAUGCACAACGGCACCCUCCACGACCACCUCCACAAGCGCCCGGCCCCGCUCUCGCCGCCGCUCGCCUCCUGGCCGUCGCGUCUCCGCCUCGCCCUCGGCGCGGCGCGCGGCAUCGAGUACCUGCACACCUACGCCGUGCCGCCCAUCAUCCACCGCGACAUCAAGUCCUCCAACAUCCUCCUCGACGCCUCCUGGUCCGCCAAGGUCUCGGACUUCGGCCUCUCGCUGCUCAAGAACCUGGGCACCGGAGACAAUGCCGGCGGCGAGGAGCCGUGCGUGACGGCCGGGACGGUGGGGUACAUGGACCCGGAGUACUACCGGCUGCAGCACCUGACGGACAAGAGCGACGUGUACAGCUUCGGGGUGCUGCUGCUGGAGCUGCUGUCCGGGUGCAAGGUGAUACAGAGGUACGAGGGGAGCGGCACGCCGAGGAACGUGGUGGACAUGGCCGUGCCGUACAUCGAGUCGGACCGCGUGCACCGGGUGCUCGACAUCCGGCUCCCGCUGCCGACGCCGGGGGAGAUGGAGGCCGUCGCCUACGUCGGGUACCUGGCCGCGGACUGCGUCCGGCUGCCCGGGCGCGAGCGGCCCUCCAUGAGCGAGGUGGUCGGCGUGCUCGAGCGGGCCGUUGCGGCAUGCGAGGAGCACGAGGAUGGCCCCGACGGCGGCGAGGCGGCCCUGUCGCGGUCGGGCACCGAUGGGUCCACCACCAUGUGACGUGGCAUGCAUGGCAUGGCUCGCCUCCCUGGUGGCAAGAAGACAGGGAGUUUCUUGAUGAUUUUUUUUGUUUGUUUGCUUUUGUCUAUUCUCUUUGUAGUUAUAUUGUUAGAGUAUUGACAUACUGUGUUGGGCAAAUGAAGUCUUUCCUUGUAGAGUAGAUCAUUUAGUGAAAGGACACAUUUUUGCUUCGCCUAAUUGGACGGCAAGAAAAGAAAUGUAUAUAUUCCUAAGUUGUGACUUUGCUAGUACUACUAUUUUGGAGCUCCAAGUGUUAUUGAA
Molecule: messenger RNA, 2767 nt
Organism: Triticum urartu
Lineage: Eukaryota; Viridiplantae; Streptophyta; Magnoliopsida; Poales; Poaceae
Product: serine/threonine-protein kinase-like protein CCR4
Biological process (GO): protein phosphorylation
Molecular function (GO): ATP binding; protein kinase activity
Source: RefSeq, a predicted model, not a curated record